UUUUGUUCCCUACCGAAACAGAUGAACGUUACCAAUGUAGUACGUCCAUUCCCCAUCCUUCCAAUUGUUAGAUUGGUAAGGUCCUUUCGUAAGAAAUGAAAAGUUUAAUGGAGAAUGAUUCUGGUUUGGUGAAUUGGGAAUCUCGACCUCUUGCUCUGCUUGCUUAAAAUUGAUGAAGUCAUGGCAGAAAAAUGAAACGAGGAAAGAAGAAAAACUGAAGCAGCUGGCUGCAGCAGAUAUUUUACUCUGUUUUCGUAAAUUGGGGACGUCAGCUUAACUUACGCCCAUUGCUUAAAAAUGAAGUGGAAGGAGGAAAAAAGAAACUGAGCAGUUGGCUGCAGAAGAUGUUGGGAGAGAGAGAGAUGAGUAUAGGAUUCAACAAAAUGAAGCCAAUAUUCCACUGGGAAAACGGAGAGAGAAAGAAUUGUAGAUCUGAAGGAAGGUAAAGGAUUGGAGAAAGUGCAGAAGCUAAGAGGCACUGAGGGAGAAAGAGAGAGAGAAAGAAGGAGAGAGAGAGGAGAGAGAGAGAGAGAGAGAGAGAGAGAGAGAGAGAGAGAGAGAGACUGCCAUUUUUGAUCUUUCUACCAAAAAUGUUUGUCCAGGACAGAUCAACACCAGCAGCAGCAGCACCCAAUCUUGCAAAGCCCCAAUUCAAAACCCGGACCUCUACUCUCUCCAAGCAGCAGCACGAUGAGAAAGAAGGAGAAGGAGGUGGGGGCCUCUCCUUCUGCCUCUCUCAUAACCUCUUCAAGGUCUUCUUCGUCGUCUUCGCCGUCGUCACCCUCUUCUUCCUCCUCUUCCUCCUUCGGUCCGGAGACACCGCCGCCUUCCUCUGCCUCGAGACUGUCUCCCGCCGAGAAAUCGAGUCGAGGAUCCCCUUCCCCGAGGUGCAAUUCAGCUCCAUUCCUGCCAUCACCGACACCUCCAAGUUCUCCGCUUUCCGGGCCGAGCGAUGGAUCGUCAUCUCCGUCUCCUCGGCGCCGACGGACUCUCUGCGGGAUCUCUCGAAGAUCAAAGGCUGGCAGCUUCUCGCUAUUGGCAAUGCCGACACCCCGAAAGAUUGGCAAUUGAAAGGUACCAUCUUCCUCUCUCUCGACGAUCAGGCUAAAUUAGGGUUCCGCAUCAUCAGCUACCUGCCCUACAAUUCGUACGUUAGGAAGAACGUCGGUUAUCUCUUCGCCAUUCAGCACGGUGCCAAGAAGAUCUACGACGCCGACGACAGGGUACAGGUAAUCGGCGGGGAUCUCGGGAAGCAUUUCGAUCUCGAAUUGGUCGGAGAAGCGGCAAGAAGAGAGACCAUGCUGCAGUAUGUUCACGGCGAAGUCCAGAAGAAGAACAGCAGCAACCCAGGUAGCCCUGUGGUGAAUCCUUACAUACAUUUUGGUCAGAGAUCGGUCUGGCCCCGGGGUUUGCCCCUCGAGAACGUCGGCGACCUCGGCCACGAAGAAUUCUACACCGAGGUCUAUGAUGGGAUGCAAUUCAUACAGCAGGGGCUGUCGAACGGACUGCCGGACGUCGACUCCGUCUUCUACUUCACAAGGAAAUCGAACUUCGAGACGUUCGAUAUCAAAUUCGACGAUAACGCUCCUCGAGUUGCUCUUCCUCAGGGGCUAAUGGCGCCUGUGAAUUCGUUCAAUACCUUGUUCCUUGGACCUGCAUUCUGGGGACUGAUGCUUCCUGUUUCGAUUAGCUCCAUGGCUUCAGACGUGAUCAGAGGCUACUGGGCACAGAGGAUCCUGUGGGAAAUGGGGGGUUUCCUUGCAGUGUAUCCACCAACUGUUCAUAGAGUCGACCGAGCUGAAUCGUAUCCAUUUGCAGAGGAGAAGGAUUUGCAUAUAAAUGUAGGUAGACUGGUCAAGUUCUUGGUAGCUUGGAGAUCGAAUAAGCGGACCCUGUUCGAGAGGAUACUGCAUUUGAGCUAUUCAAUGGCAGAAGAGGGGUUCUGGACAGAGAAGGAUGUUAAGUUUACGGUUGCUUGGCUCCUGGACCUUUUGGCAGUUGGUUAUGUUCAGCCAAGAUUGAUGACCCUUGAGCUUGAUCGGGGACAGACUGUUAUUGGUCAUGGCGAUCCCAAGGAAUUCUACCCGCCCAAGCUUCCAUCAAUGCAUCUUGGGGUUCAAGAAGCUGGCACUGUGAAUUCCGAGAUUGGAGACCUCAUCCAGUGGCGGAAGAGCUUUGGUAAUGUUGUUCUUAUCAUGUACUGUGAUGGGAGCAGGGUGAAUCAUACUGCAUUGGAGUGGAAAAUGCUAUAUGGCCGGAUAUUCAAGCGGGUGGUUAUUCUCUCGGAGCAGGGCAACCCCGAACGUGGAGUCGAAAAUGGUGGCGAAUUCCAGGAAAUCUAUAAGUUUCUUCCCAAGAUAUUCGACAGGUUCCCAAAUGCUGAAGGUUUUCUGUUUCUUCAUGACACGACAAUUCUCAACUACUGGAACCUGCUUGGGGCAGACAAGAAUAAGCUAUGGAUUACUGAUAAGGUUCCUGAGUCCUGGAAGACCAAGUUUUCAAAUUACAAAGACGCACCUGCAUAUUUGAAGGAAGGUGCCGAGAUCCUGAGAAAGCUCAUUGACACCCUUCCUGUUCAUUUUCAAGUUAACUACAAGGAAAAUGUGGGCAACGAAAAGUUUGUUGUCUGCACCUCAGAUGUAUUCUAUGUUCCUCGGCGUUUUGUGGGUGACUUUGCUGACCUUGUGGGUCAUGUUGGAGAUCAGAAACUGCAUCAGAAACUUGCAGUGCCAAUGUUUUUCUUGGCAAUGGAUUCACCAUCUAAUUUCGACUCUGAAGCAUUUAGGAGCAUGGUUUACAGAACCGGCAAGGCAUCCGAUCCUUUGAGUUUCUAUUCAGUGCAAGCUGCUGCUGUGCACCCUUGGACGGUGUCUGCUGAUUCUGAGUUCAUGAAGCUCAUCAGAGCCAUGUCUUCUGGUGACCCCCUUCUACUGGAACUGUUGUAACAUAUGGAACAUCUACUAGCAGGAAAAGUGCUGGAGAUGGUUUGGGCAAGUGGGUUCGGUUGAGAAAUUCUUUUUGUAGAUGGGUAUGUAUUGAUUUUUGCAGGGAAACCUGUCUCUGUGAAACAGAAAUUUUCUCAUUUCUGGAAUUGCCUGUAUUAGAUAUGGAGCACUAGUUAAUGGAAGAAAAAUUUGUCCUC
Nymphaea colorata (pocket water lily) is the source of this 3142-nucleotide messenger RNA. RefSeq names its product probable glycosyltransferase STELLO2. The transcript has 3 exons. NCBI's taxonomy places the organism in Eukaryota, Viridiplantae, Streptophyta, Magnoliopsida, Nymphaeales, Nymphaeaceae. The coding region runs from base 591 to 2945 and encodes 784 amino acids. The record is from RefSeq and is a predicted model, not a curated record.